This is a messenger RNA of Sphaerulina musiva SO2202, 3397 nucleotides long. RefSeq names its product cytochrome P450 6A1. The coding region runs from base 90 to 1625 and encodes 511 amino acids. The transcript is spliced from 2 exons. Lineage: Eukaryota; Fungi; Ascomycota; Dothideomycetes; Mycosphaerellales; Mycosphaerellaceae. The record is from RefSeq and is a predicted model, not a curated record. Gene Ontology annotation, molecular function: heme binding; iron ion binding; oxidoreductase activity, acting on paired donors, with incorporation or reduction of molecular oxygen.
CUUCUUCCCGCCCAGCCCUCUGUUUUCAUUCCAGUGGACUAUAGAGAACGUGGCAUAGGAGGUAGAGUCUACCACGCGCCGUCGCCGCAAUGGCAAUACUGUCCCUCGAAACCGCCAGCGGACACGCUUACUCCCUGGCCCUGGGCUGUUCGUUGGUCGUGAUUAGCCUCGUCGUCUACCUGUUUUAUAAGCCCGCAUUCCCCAAGAAUGCUCCCCAACUGGCCACCGACGGCAUUCCCCUCAUCGGGCAUGUCAGCUUCUUCACCGAACGCUGGGCCUGGUGGGAAAGGGCCCGAAAUGCUUCCUCGACGGGAAAUUUCAGCUUCUAUGCCGGUCAGCAUCCGGUCAUUGGUGUAUCAGGUGAAGAAGAGCGCCGAGUUUUCCUGGAAGACAAACGACUCGAUUUCUCCGAAGGCUAUGCGACCCUUCUUGCGGGCGCACCCGAGGUCAAGAAGGACGAUAACAAGCUGUUGGCAGAAAGCAACAAUGAUAGUGCCUUUUCCAUGUACUUUUCCAAGCGCAUCAUCGCGAUCCUAAAAGGACACAUUCUUCGGGAUGGUCUGCCCCAAUUGCUCAAAGACGCCCGCAGGAUGCUUGAUGAUCUCGCAUCCAAGCCCGAGCCGAUCACGGAUCCUUUUGAUUCCAUCUAUCGCAUGGUCUUCCAAUUCACGAUGCGAACCGUGGGCUGUCGCGAGAUCGCUGAUGAUCCACCAUUGCUCGCCAAUGUGCUCAACCUCUUCGAAACGAUUGAAGGUGCUGUAUCCCAGGUUAGCAUCAUGUACCCCUGGAUUCCCACGCCCGGCAAAGUGAUGCGCACGAUCGCGGGUGGAAGGCUCUACAUGAUCUUCAAAAAGGUCGUGGAUGAUCGCAGCAAGACGGGCCGCAAGGCAGAUGAUGCAUUGCAAUACCUGAUCGACCAAGGCGACAACGUCACCGACAUGUUGACUUUUGUUCUCGGAGCCCUGUUUGCCGGCCAGCUCAACAGUGGCAUUAACGCCAGUUGGAUCUUGUGCUAUCUCGCGCUCAACACGGAAUGGCGAGAUCGCGUACGCAAAGAAAUCGAGCACGUGGCAGAGAAGUACUGCAUCGAAAAGAAUCUGCCACUCAAAGAACGUCUGAUGAAGAUCCCUUUCGAAGCGUGGGAAGGUGAAUUCCCGAUGAUUGACUACUGCCUGAAAGACACGAUUCGUCUGCAAAUGGCGGGCACUGCCUUUCGAAAGAACAUGUCCAACGCCGAAGUGGUCAUCAACAAGCAGACGGGCGAGGUCAUUCCGCCGGGACAUUAUGUCGCAUUGGCGGUCGGAGACGUCCACUACUCUCCCGAAAUCUACUCAAAUCCCGAUGUCUGGGAUCCGAGCCGAUAUCUCCCCGAUCGAGCGGAAGACAAGAAGCAUCUAUAUGGGUGGAUGGGAUGGGGACAUGCACGCCAUCCAUGCUUGGGGAUGCGAUUCGCCAAGUUGGAAAACACUUUGAUUGUAGCCUUUUUUCUGGCCUAUUUUGACUUUGAGCUUACCGACAAGCAUGGAAACGCGAUGAAGGAGACUUCCUCUGUCAACCGAAACGAGCAUACUGCGAGCAAGCCACGGGACCCAAUGUAUCUCAAGUACAAGUUACGACAAGACUAAGCUGCUGGAACAUGAUCAAGUCAUACCUUCUCUCUGUUCGCAGAUCUGAUCAUGAACAUGUUACGAUACCACACUCCCUUCACUCGCUCAUUAUCGAUGAAAGUGUCGACACGACCUGCUUCCCGAAAACCUGCUCUCUCGUACAGUGAUACGGCAUCGGGAGACGCUUCAAGAAAAGCCUCUUGACACUGUGCAUCCGCCUGGUCCAAGCCCCACUGCAUCAUCAACGAUCCAGCACCUUUUCCUUGGAAAUCCGGAUCUGUAGCGACGAUUUCAAGAUCUGCAGUGUGGCAUCAACUACUCCUCCAGCCACGAUCAAAGCCGAAACUCCAGAGAACUUACACCAGUGGCCUCUACUUCCCAUCAAGUCUCGAUGUGCUCUCGCCCACGCUCCAAACGUCUCAUUACACAAACUCGAAUCUGCUCCUUGGGGCCAUUCCGGAAGAUCGGCGUCCGGCACAACACCAGGCUUGGAUUCCUGCCAUUUGAUAAAACCUGCGAUUGAUCCGCUCUCGACUGAAACUGCUUUGAGCCAUCUCGCGCCCGGCGCGUGGAGCUCGUCGUUGAUCAUUUUCUCCCACCAGGCUCGUACACUGGGAGUGCGAGGCCAGCAACCAAGGGAAUGCGGGUUUUGAAAUGCUGCAAAGUAUAUUGUGACACACCGAGGGAUGUCGCUUUCCUGCAAUGGAAGGAGGGCGAAGGCCAUGGGUAAAAGGUAGUACUUUCGAGAGGCCGAACUGAGACGACUGCAAAAAUCGGAUAUUGAGCUUUGGAGCAUAUAUGUAGGUCUCUGUGGAUGGGCGGUGUCCCAUUUGAGCCGUCCUGCUGAUAGCUUACUAAGCGGUCGGCUGCAUCAAUCGAGUAGGAGGACCUGAACUGUUGAGCGAAAGAAAGUACAGAGGUGCAUCGAUUGCUCACUGCGCGACAUCGUCUGCGGGCUGCUGUUGUCUACCAUCGCCUCGUCGAUUCGACACUACAACGACCCGCAGCGUCCUUGACAGCCUUUCCCACGUCGGCCUGCAUACGAGACAGAUCGAACUGCAAUCCAUUCACAUCUCGUGUCGCUUGAACAGGAAUGUAACUGUUCUUUGCGUGGCGAAAUCUCUCGCGUCGUUCUUCCACUUGACGGCUUUCCUUCGCAUGGUCGAUCGCGGGUGCCUGGGACUCGGAUGGUGACACUGGAGGAGGCGAUCUAUGAGGCUCGGAUGCAGCUCGUGGCCGUCUCUUCCUCUUCUCCUUUUCCUUCUUCUGAUCAUCACUGUUCCCUCCCUGAAAUAGCGACUUGAUCGACCAGCCCGCAUAAACGGAGCCUUUGGGCUCUGGCGAUCGCUGUGGCUGAGCACCACGUCCAUUGUGCCUGCGCGAGCGAGAUCUGCUGCUCUCUUUAUCUUCGUGUGCGUGCGAAUGCCACGGGUGAGUAUUUGCGACAUGGUGCAUGACUCUGUCGCCUCUCUUGGUAUCCAUGAGAGCAGUGACACCCUCUCCGCCAAGCUCGUAAAAGUCGUCGGCUGGCAUGUUGCAAUCGUUCGUUUGAUUGUAUAGGUACCUCGCUGUACUGUGUGAGAUUCGUAUUGGGGAACCCAGCAAGACCGGCUUUCAGAUGGAACUUGGUUGUAGGAUGAUGCUGGUUGCCAUAUACAUGUACAUUACUCUCCCUUUGGUACAUACAUCCCAUUCGUAAGGUACAUGUAUUUACCCAAAGUGCACCAGGAAUCAAGUUUGUCGCCGCAAUUCAAGUGCCAUGACGACACAUGAUCGUGGCUCGUCCCGCU